CGGUAGUUGGCUCGAAUCGCAGGCGGCGGGAGGUCGGAUCCAGUGCGCUAUUCAGUUCCAGUUUGUGUCCCGACCCGCUAGCAGCUGCCGUGCGGCACGCCCGCCGCAGUUGUUGAUAUACUCGAAUUAUAAUCACCCGUCUCCUACCCCGAAUAGUGUGACGUAUCUCAUGUGUUGUAUACACGACGGCACGGUGUCUUGUGUUGUGAAUUAGUUAUCGAUAUUUACUUGUUAAAAGAGCAAAUAGUGACGCAAGAUGGCGAUCUUUGGUAUGGCAUCCGCGGUGGCGGGCUUCGUCAAAGUCCGCUACCUGAUCGACAAGGCUGUGAUAGACAAUAUGGUCUUUCGCAUGCACUACAGAAUCACCGCAGCCAUCAUGUUCCUGUGCUGUAUACUGGUGACAGCCAAUAAUCUAAUCGGUGACCCUAUAUCCUGCAUCAAUGACGGUGUGAUACCAAACCACGUAAUUAACACAUAUUGCUGGAUCACAUACACCUUCACACUACCGAACACCGCCGCCGGCAAGGGAAUCUCGCAUCCAGGUCUUGGCAACGAUUAUGGAGAGGAGAAACGGCAUCAUUCCUACUACCAAUGGGUGCCUUUCAUGCUCUUUUUCCAGGGCGUAUUAUUCUAUCUUCCACACUGGAUCUGGAAGAACUGGGAGGAGGGAAAAGUCCGUAUGAUCUCCGACGGAAUGCGAGGGACAUUGGCAACCAUAGACGACAGCAGAACCAACCGCCAGAGUCGUUUAGUCCAGUAUCUUAUGGAUACUUUACAUAUGCACAACACGUACUCUUUCGGAUAUUUCUUCUGUGAGAUACUAAAUUUCAUCAACGCUGUUGGAAACAUUUUCUUCUUAGAUACAUUCCUCGGUGGAGCAUUUUUAACAUAUGGAACCGAUGUUGUCAAAUUUUCAAACAUGAAUCAAGAGGACCGGACCGACCCUAUGAUCGAAGUUUUCCCAAGGCUGACCAAAUGUACAUUCCACAAGUUCGGAGCGUCUGGGACAAUUCAGAAGCACGAUUCUCUUUGCGUACUGGCCUUAAACAUUCUCAAUGAGAAAAUAUUCAUUUUCCUUUGGUUCUGGCUAAUUAUUUUGUCUAUCGUCUCUGGCCUAGCAUUGGUUUACUCAGCCGCUGUAAUUCUUUUGCCAAGCACUCGUGAAACUAUACUCAAGAGACGUUUCCGAUUUGGGACACCUAACGGUGUUGAGGCACUCGUUCGGAAGACUCAGGUUGGCGACUUCCUGCUUCUACACCUCCUGGGUCAGAACAUGUCACUUCGCGUAUUCGGGGAAGUGCUAGACGAGCUAGCGAGAAGACUGCAUUUCGGUUCAAACCCACCAUCAGCACCAUCCACUAUCGAGAUGGCACCUAUUUAUCCCGACAUGGAAAAGUUCUCUAAGGAGACCGAGACGUAAGCGUCUAUAGCACACCCGGCACUCUAAGAUUCAGAUACAUUCCUUGGAAUCCCAACGAUUCUCUCAUAACUGACACGUUUCCAAAGAAUGAAUUUGAAUCUAGAACGACUCUUUCGCAUUGGGUGUCCCAUAUAUCAAUUGUAUUAUGAGUUCACAAUUUUUAAUAUGCCUCAAACAACUAGUGUACGGACUAAUUGAAAAGUCUGUGAACUUAUGAGCAGCUGUCUCUAUUAAAAUCCAACGAAAAAUUCAUGACAUUCCUCUAUAUAGAUGUACAUUGCCUAUUAUCUGCACAUAGAAUUUAAAUACUAUUUUUUGCUUGUGUUAAGCAAAGCAGGGUAGUGAAUACUGGUUUGGUAACUGGGUAUAAAAGAGAACAUACGAAUUUGGUAUACAGUGACUGACCAAUUAGGUAAGAAAAUCACCCCUUUCUUCAUAAAAACUAAUACAAUCGUUUUACAUUGUUAAAAGAAUCACCAUGAAAUAUACAAAACAUUUUGUUUCUAUGAACAAGGGGGUAACAAUAACAAGCAGUGAUAACAUAUGAGUUAAAUGUAUACUAUACGCUAAACAUAGUUUACUAUACUGUAUUACUAUAUUUUAAUUAAAAGACAAGUCAAUGAUUGAGUACAAAGUAGUGUUGUGCGCAGGCACCUUGUCUUGCCUUAUAUAUCUCGAAGAUUUAUUUUGAUAUUAUUUAGCUUAAGUAUCGGUGCAAGUUUUGGUGUCAAAAUAUUUUUAUACUCGCGUUAUUUACUCUAAACAUCGUGCCAUUGUAGACAAAAUAUUGGCUAUCACCAGAUGUGCAUUUUAUUAAAGUAACAUCUACAAUUCUCGUAAGACAUUAGGACCAAUUUUUAUAUUGUAUUCAUUAUAAUUAGUGUAAGACUUUUCAGUCAAUUUAGCCAUAUUCGUAGUAAUAAUUAGAUUGUAUAAGAGACAAGAAUCUCGCCAACUAUUUCUUCCAUAUAUAAACUAAUUUAGGCAUAAUAGGUCUCCCAGUAUGGUUUGCUAAGGUAUAUAACGAAUUAAGACAAAAUACAUGUUUAUUACAUUAUGAACGUUUAUCAUUCCUACUGUAGUAUUUAAUUUUAGAGACUGUUCGUGUGAAUUUUAUACAUUACUGUUCAAUGUAAUUUUGGUUAUAUUUCAUUGAAAUAAACGAUUUUUUUUGUA
Messenger RNA from Pieris rapae (cabbage white), 2596 nucleotides. It is a transcript of the gene Inx3, whose product is annotated as innexin inx3. NCBI's taxonomy places the organism in Eukaryota, Metazoa, Arthropoda, Insecta, Lepidoptera, Pieridae. Gene Ontology annotation, molecular function: gap junction channel activity. Bases 257 to 1420 code for a protein of 387 amino acids. The record is from RefSeq and is a predicted model, not a curated record. Gene Ontology annotation, biological process: phototransduction. Gene Ontology annotation, cellular component: plasma membrane; gap junction. The transcript is spliced from 9 exons.